Messenger RNA from Triticum aestivum (bread wheat), 701 nucleotides. Its product is annotated as dehydrin HIRD11-like. The coding region runs from base 115 to 369 and encodes 84 amino acids. Gene Ontology annotation, molecular function: metal ion binding. The transcript has 2 exons. Lineage: Eukaryota; Viridiplantae; Streptophyta; Magnoliopsida; Poales; Poaceae. The record is from RefSeq and is a predicted model, not a curated record.
CACAUAGCCAUAGGUAGAGAUGGAAAAGAUGAUCCAGCUAGCAAGAUUUAGGACCCUCAGUCUUCCUACACUCGCUCGGAUGCUGCUAGUACUCCUACCAGAAACAACUGUGCCAUGGCCGGCAUCAUCCACAAGAUCGAGGAGAAGCUCCACAUGGGCGGUGGCAGCGACGAGCACAAGAAGGCCGAGGAGCACAAGAAGGACGGCGAGCGCAAGGAGGGCAUGAUGGAGAAGAUCAAGGACAAGAUCAGCAGCAACGACCACGGCGACGGCAAGUCGUCCCGCGACCACAAGGAGAAGAGGGACAAGAAGCACGGCGAGGGCCACAAGGAUGACGGCGGUCAUAGCAGCAGCAGCGACAGCGGCUGAGCGUGCCCCGGCAGCGUGCAGUGCAGGCGAGAUGAAAGGCUUGGGUUGAUUUGGAGCGUGUGGCAGCAUAUGUAUGCAAUGCGUUACAUGUCAAAUGGAUCUUGUGAUGUAAUAACCAAACGGUUGCAUUGCAUUGCACGGUGUUUGUAAUAAUAACAUUAAGGAAUCAUGUUGGUAUUGAUGGUGCAUCUCCAUCGGUAAUUUGGUACCAUCUUAUUUUCCAAGCUUUUUGUGUAUGUAUAUGUCGUGUCUCUGUUCAUCUCUGGGUCUCUCGGCCAGAGCGUGAUUAACGUCUGGGAUUGUUUAGCAAUGGUUAUUGGUGUUCUGCUUUU